Molecule: messenger RNA, 721 nt
Organism: Strongylocentrotus purpuratus (purple sea urchin)
Lineage: Eukaryota; Metazoa; Echinodermata; Echinoidea; Camarodonta; Strongylocentrotidae
Exons: 4
Coding region: 2-721 (239 amino acids)
Biological process (GO): cell-cell adhesion; axon guidance
Cellular component (GO): plasma membrane; axon
Molecular function (GO): protein binding
Source: RefSeq, a predicted model, not a curated record
UAUGCAUCAUUUUGGAGAUUGUUAUUCACACAAAAACUGUACUUCCAUAACAGACGCCCCCGAAAUCGCCAGGAGCAACGCCAAUGUCAACUAUAACGAGGGCGAAACAGCUCAUCUUGUCUGUGACGUCAUUGCAAACCCAGAACCAACCCGCCUAGAAUGGAUGGACCCUAGUGGACACGUCAUCGAAGAAACCGAAACGGUCAUCUCCUCUCCCCCUCCGUUUCGUAAGGUGAUCGAGUUCUCUGCUCAUGUAGAAGUGGGACAGGAUACUGUGUUCGGGAACUAUUCUUGUUUCGCUGCCAACGACUAUGGAAACGACAGCCAUGUUGUCUUGUUGUCUGGACAGAAAUUCCCUGGUUCCCCAACACAUCUAAAGGUGGUCGUCAUUUCGGCAACUUCGCUCAAACUAUCAUGGGCACAUGGACUGGAGGACAAAACCUCUGUUACCUUUAACGUGAAAUACUGCAGGAACAACUCUCGAAGUACAUGUACUGUAGUGGACGAUCUCCAAAGCCAGACGUUACUGAUGCCUGGUUUGUCAAUCUACACUUGGUACUGGGUAGCUGUAUGUGCGGAAAAUGCGUUUGGACAGAGCAGAAAGUGCGGAGAAAUUGUGACGUCAACACCACGUACCCUUACCUCCAAGUCUUUUGGGAGUGGAAGCAAGGUAUCACGCAUUGACAAAGCGGCUUACAAUAAGAAGAACCGAAGCCGAUAA